AGCCUCCAGAGGCCGCCCGCUGGCGGGGCAGCCGCAGCGUGAGGGCGGCCGGAGCACAGGCUUUGGUUUUUUUUUCGCCCUCUUCGUGUCUUUUAAUCAUCGACCCGGCGGCUUUGGCAGAGGCUGUGUGGGGGAAUCUCCCCGUUCCCAGCCUGCUGGGGACGGCAACACCGCCCUCGGCACCUCAGCUCUUCCGCGGGGGGCUAAGAGUGACUCCUUGAGCCGCGCAUUUAUUUUUAUUUUUUUGGGGGGGAAAAAACGAAGAAUCCGCUGCGUUUGGAGGCUGAGAGGACGCUUAGGUACUUCGCCAUUGAUGCAUCCGACGUGGAUAUUUUGGAGAGGCUUAAAAGAAGAAUCAAUAAUGUCAGCGCUGAACUGGAAGCCCUUUCUCUAUGGAGGUUUAGCAUCAAUCACUGCAGAAUGCGGUACUUUCCCAAUUGAUCUGACUAAAACACGUCUGCAGGUUCAAGGUCAAGUAAAUGAUGCUAAAUAUAAAGAGAUCCGCUACCGUGGAAUGAUGCACGCCCUGGUCAGAAUAUGCAGAGAAGAAGGACUGAAAGCCUUAUACUCUGGGAUUGCACCUGCAAUGCUACGGCAAGCUUCAUACGGAACUAUAAAAAUAGGCACUUACCAGAGCUUAAAAAGAAUGUUUGUUGAGCGUCCAGAAGAUGAAACCCUGAUGAUAAAUGUUCUAUGUGGCAUCCUUUCGGGAGUAAUUUCAUCGUCUAUUGCCAACCCUACAGAUGUCUUAAAGAUCAGAAUGCAAGCCCAGGGUAGUGUGAUUCAAGGAGGAAUGAUGGGCAACUUUAUACAGAUCUACCAAACAGAAGGCACUAAAGGAUUAUGGAAGGGGGUGUCCCUGACAGCACAGAGAGCUGCUAUUGUUGUUGGAGUGGAACUGCCGGUGUAUGACCUUACCAAGAAGCACCUUAUCAUGUCUGGCUAUAUGGGAGACACAGUAUAUACUCACUUCCUCUCCAGUUUUACGUGUGGGCUGGCUGGAGCCCUUGCAUCCAACCCAGUUGAUGUUGUGAGGACACGCAUGAUGAAUGAGAGAAGCCAACGAAACGGGGCACACUCAAACUACAAGGGCACUCUGGAUUGCUUGUUACAAACCUGGAAGAAUGAGGGCUUUUUUGCUCUCUAUAAAGGGUUUUGGCCAAACUGGCUAAGACUUGGUCCUUGGAAUAUCAUUUUCUUCCUGACAUACGAACAGCUGAAGAAACUAGACUUGUGACGUACUGAAGCCUGUACUGCAUUCUUCUACCACGCUGUUUGAAUGUAGAGCAACUUGUAAGUUAUCUCGAGUAUCUUCUCUUCUUCCUGCCUGAGAUCAUGACCAAAGGAAGAGGUCAUCACAGGACUGUGGCCAGUCACCCAGAAGUGAUGUCAAGGCUCCUGUACCAUUGGCUUGCUCACAUGAUGAAGUGGAUGACGUGCACUAUUUUCUAGACUGAGCCAAAUGGGAUGGUAUUCCUUUCCAGCUCUUGAAGUAUUCCUGAAUGUGAAGAUCCCUAAUGUCACUUUCGCUGUCGAGACCCAGAUGCACAGUGUUUUAUAAGUGUCAGAGGUUGAAAACAAUUUUUAUUUUUCUAAAGGAGGAUAGGUACUACCAAAGCUUCGGGCUUUUACUGUUUUCAGAAGAGUACAAUAUUUGACUGCAAUAGUUCAGUUCUUAUUUAACUGCAAGUGCCAUGAGAUGUCUUUACAGCCUUCCAUUUUACCUGCUGCAAUACAAAAUCUGCUUCUGAUUUUAUAGACUACCUGUGUUGCAAGUUCUGCUGAACUUGCUGGGAAUAAACCAGCUUCACUGGCAGGUGGGGUUGCUACAGUUCUCGGUUGUGCGUAGUGUGAGGAGAGCUUUUUCCACUGUAUCGUUCUUGGUUUUCAGAGUAAGUGGUUUCUGAACAUAUUCGUAUGUAAACUUGAAUUAGGAAUGAAGUUCAGACAAGCCCGUGCUCAUCUGCCUGUCCAGGGAGGACAUUUCUUGUGUUGGGAAGAACUGCUUUGAUCUAUAACUGUGAUGGGCAGUUACAAAGGUGGGAAAAAAAAGAAAGUAAGUUCUGUAUUGAGCAGUUCAGGCCAAAUAAUGCAGGUGCCAAUGUGAAAAGAAGAAAGGUAAGUCCAAGAAAGACUGCUUUCAUUAGUUAAAGAAGUAAAAACAAACAAACAAAAAAAGCAACACCAACAACUAACAAAAAAAAAAAUAAAAUAGAUUUUGACCCAUCCUGGAAAAGAAAAAACAAAAAAUCUGACAAAUCUGCCAAAAAAUCUUAACAAAAAAAGGCUGGUUCCCCUGCAGGAAAAACAAUAAAAAAUAAAAAAUAAAAUCACAAAACAGGCAUACAAACCAAAGAAAUAAACAGCUUGUGUGAGACUGUUCCUCAAAAAUGAAGCCCCCCAAAAAUGUCUGACCAGACCAGAAUAGUUCCUCUCAGAAAAACUCAACCCCCAAAAGGCCAGCCCCC
This is a messenger RNA of Anas platyrhynchos (mallard), 2468 nucleotides long. RefSeq names its product solute carrier family 25 member 30 (gene SLC25A30). NCBI's taxonomy places the organism in Eukaryota, Metazoa, Chordata, Aves, Anseriformes, Anatidae. The record is from RefSeq and is a predicted model, not a curated record. Gene Ontology annotation, biological process: transmembrane transport.